AUGAGCUCCGGACCCACACCUGGUCGUCAUUUUUAGAGGGCAAGAGCGAGCUUCACUUCUCUGGUGAAAAUAGUGAGAAAGAGAGAUUCGCUUUGGCAGAGGGAGAACCUGAUGGCCUCCAAAACCCUAACAGAGUUCUUCCCACCUGCAAAGCGCCUUAAACCUCUCCCACCCGUAGAAACCCUAAACCCUCCGUCUUCUCUUUCAACCGUCUGCAACUCUUACAAUAAGGAUUCCUCUUCAAAUCUCACCCCUGAUGAGAAAUCGAGGAUCGAAAUCAACCGGUGUUUUGCCCUUGCAAAGAGAAACUUGCGCAUUUGCAAUGAAAGAGUCUCGAAAGCCAGAGCUGAGGGGCUCACAUUUGUAAAGUUAGAAGAGCUUUUGGUGGAGAAAACAUGGUUAGAAGCUCUCCCUGGUGAGCUUGGGAAACCCUACAUGAAGAAUCUAUGCGAGUUUGUGGGGCGAGAGGCAAGGGGAAGCACACCUAUCUAUCCACCGCCAUUUCUUAUUUUCAAUGCUUUGAACUCGACCCCUUUUGAUAGGGUGAACGUUGUAAUUCUUGGUCAGGAUCCCUACCAUGGACCAGGGCAAGCAAUGGGCCUUUCAUUUUCAGUGCCACAAGGGGUCAAGAUUCCAUCGAGUUUAGUCAAUAUCUUCAAGGAACUUCAACAAGAUGUGGGCUGCUCUAUUCCAUCUCAUGGAAAUCUUGAGCGAUGGGCUGUACAGGGUGUUCUUUUGCUCAACGCUGUUUUGACUGUGAAACAUCAUCAAGCCAACUCCCAUGCAAAAAGAGGUUGGGAGCUAUUUACUGAUGCCGUCAUUCGAGCAAUUUCACAUAAGAAAACUGGAGUUGUUUUCCUUUUAUGGGGCAACUCGGCUCAAGAAAAGGCCAGGUUAAUCGAUGCCUCGAAGCACCAUGUCUUGAGAUCAGCUCAUCCAUCUGGUCUUUCUGCACACAAAGGCUUCUUUGGAUGCAGGCAUUUUUCUCAGACGAAUCUGAUAUUGGAAAAAGCAGGGGUUUCCCCAAUUGAUUGGCAACUGUAGUUGUGCAUGAGUCAUCCCAUUAAGUGACCAGUACGCUCUAUAUCUUAAAGGUUAGAGCUUACACCUGAAGAAUUUGGGAUUUUGUGGAGAUGGAAAACCAGCAUGUACUGGAAGAAGAAUUCUGGCAAAUCAAGAAAGAAUGCUUGGGCAAUUUUGUUAAUUUAUAUGUAAUAUAGCAGUCUUUGCCCUAGGUUCAGAUAUGAAUAGGCAAGCCAAGGCUUGUCGGCACUUUUGAUGUAUAAAUUAGGCUUCCAAGACUGUUUGGCAGUUUUUGGCAAAUCAAGAAUGCUCGGGCAAUUUUGUUAAUUUACAUAUCUCAGUUGGGUUGAUCCGAAUCAGAAAGGUCCAUGUUGGACUUAGACCCCAUUGCAUCUGGAUCUAUUGAAACUAGAGGGGACCUGUUGGGUCCUUUUUCAAGAUGCAUGCUCUUUGGUUCGAGUCGGUGAGUCAUUGGGUCGACCAACCCCCACCGGAUCAACUUGACCAUGUUAGCAGCCCUAAUUGGAAUAGCUUUUACCAUCUGAUGCACCUUAUUGAUGAAUGGUGGAAGAAGCUAUAAUUUUAUUUGAUGGAUAAUUUAUUUUCAAGUGUAUUUACAGAUCAUCUUCCAUUCUCAACCAAGCGUUUUAUGAGGUUUUGUA
Messenger RNA from Amborella trichopoda, 1685 nucleotides. RefSeq names its product uracil dna glycosylase (gene UNG). The record is from RefSeq and is a predicted model, not a curated record. NCBI's taxonomy places the organism in Eukaryota, Viridiplantae, Streptophyta, Magnoliopsida, Amborellales, Amborellaceae. Gene Ontology annotation, biological process: base-excision repair; base-excision repair, AP site formation via deaminated base removal. Gene Ontology annotation, molecular function: uracil DNA N-glycosylase activity.